UCGCGCUGAGCAUGGCGGCCUGCGGGCGCUCGGAUCGUCUGCGGAGUGGCGCGUCUGCGUGACAGGCGCUCGGGCCGGGCGGCGGGAGAAGCCGCAUCGGGGGGCGCGUUCGAGGCGGCGGCAAGCCGGCCGCCGCGGGCCCGCCCCAUGCCGCCGCCGGGCUCCGAGCCCGCCAGGAUGAACAAGAAGAAGGGAGACAAGGGCUUCGAGAGCCCGCGGCCCUAUAAACUAACUCAUCAGGUUGUCUGCAUAAACAACAUAAAUUUCCAGAGAAAAUCGGUUGUGGGAUUUGUGGAACUGACUAUAUUUCCUACAGUCACAAAUCUAAAUAGGAUCAAGUUGAACAGCAAACAGUGUAGAAUAUACCGAGUGAGGAUCAACGAUUUAGAAGCUGCUUUUAUUUAUAAUGAUCCGACCUUAGAAGUCUGUCACAGUGAGUCAAAACAGAGAAACCUCAAUUAUUUUUCCAACGCGUACGCCGCCGCGGUCAGUGCUGUGGAUCCCGACGCGGGAAACGGAGAGCUGUGCAUCAAGGUUCCCUCCGAGCUGUGGAAACACGUCGACGAGCUGAAGGUCCUGAAGAUACACAUUAACUUCUCCCUGGAUCAGCCCAAGGGAGGCCUCCACUUCGUGGUGCCCAGCGUGGAGGGCAGCAUGGCAGAGCGGGGCGCCCACGUCUUCUCCUGCGGCUACCAGAACUCCACGAGGUUCUGGUUCCCGUGUGUGGAUUCGUACUCCGAGCUGUGCACCUGGAAGUUGGAGUUCACCGUUGAUGCCGCCAUGGUGGCCGUCUCCAAUGGAGACCUGGUGGAGACGGUCUACACCCAUGACAUGAGGAAGAAGACCUUCCACUACAUGCUCACCAUCCCCACCGCGGCCUCCAACAUCUCCCUGGCCAUCGGCCCUUUCGAGAUCCUCGUGGACCCCUACAUGCACGAGGUCACUCAUUUUUGUUUGCCCCAACUGCUUCCACUGCUUAAACACACCACAUCCUACCUCCACGAGGUGUUCGAGUUUUACGAGGAGAUCCUCACGUGUCGGUACCCGUACUCCUGCUUCAAGACUGUGUUCAUUGACGAAGCGUAUGUCGAGGUAGCUGCUUAUGCAUCCAUGAGCAUUUUCAGUACAAAUCUUCUGCACAGCGCCAUGAUUAUCGAUGAGACCCCUCUGACAAGGAGAUGCUUAGCUCAGUCCUUGGCCCAGCAGUUUUUUGGGUGUUUCAUAUCCAGAAUGUCUUGGUCUGAUGAAUGGGUGCUAAAGGGAAUUUCAGGUUAUAUUUAUGGGCUUUGGAUGAAGAAGACUUUCGGCGUGAACGAGUACCGCCACUGGAUUAAAGAGGAGCUGGAUAAAAUAGUGGCAUAUGAACUGAAAACUGGGGGAGUUUUACUGCAUCCCAUAUUCGGUGGAGGAAAAGAGAAGGAUAAUCCAGCGUCCCAUCUGCACUUCUCCAUAAAGCACCCGCAUACGCUCUCCUGGGAGUACUACACAAUGUUCCAGUGUAAAGCUCACCUGGUGAUGAGGCUGAUUGAGAACAGGAUCAGCAUGGAGUUCAUGCUCCAAGUUUUCAAUAAGCUGCUAAGUCUGGCCAGCACUGCUUCAUCUCAGAAGUUCCAGUCACAUAUGUGGAGUCAGAUGUUGGUUUCCACAUCUGGAUUUUUGAAAUCAAUUUCUAAUGUCUCUGGCAAAGACAUCCAGCCCUUAAUAAAACAGUGGGUAGACCAGAGUGGAGUGGUGAAAUUCUAUGGAAGUUUUGCGUUUAACAGAAAGCGAAACGUCUUAGAAUUAGAAAUCAAACAGGAUUACACAUCUCCCGGAACUCAGAAAUACGUGGGACCACUUAAAGUGACGGUGCAGGAGCUGGAUGGAUCCUUCAAUCAUACGCUGCAGAUUGAGGAAAACAGCCUGAAGCACGACAUUCCCUGCCAUUCCAAAAGCAGAAGGAAUAAAAAGAAGAAAAUCCCACUGAUGAAUGGAGAAGAAGUUGAUAUGGAUCUCUCUGCAAUGGACGCAGACUCGCCCCUGCUGUGGAUCCGGAUCGACCCCGACAUGUCGGUGCUCAGGAAGGUGGAGUUCGAGCAGGCCGACUUCAUGUGGCAGUACCAGCUGCGCUACGAGCGCGACGUGGUGGCCCAGCAAGAGUCCAUCCUGGCGCUGGAGAAGUUCCCCACGCCCGCGUCGCGCCUGGCGCUCACCGACAUCCUGGAGCAGGAGCAGUGCUUCUACCGCGUGCGCAUGGCCGCCUGCUUCUGCCUGGCCAAGAUUGCCAAUUCCAUGGUGAGCACGUGGACAGGACCGCCGGCCAUGAAGUCCCUCUUCACCAGGAUGUUCUGCUGUAAGACCUGCCCAAACAUUGUGAAAACAAACAACUUCAUGAGUUUUCAGAGUUACUUUCUGCAGAAGACUAUGCCCGUUGCAAUGGCCUUAUUAAGAGACGUUCAUAACCUUUGUCCCAAAGAAGUCCUGACAUUUAUUCUAGACUUGAUCAAGUACAACGACAACAGGAAGAACAAGUUUUCAGAUAACUAUUAUCGGGCAGAAAUGAUUGAUGCCCUGGCCAAUUCCGUCACGCCCGCAGUCAGCGUGAACAAUGAAGUAAGGACUUUGGAUAACUUAAAUCCAGAUGUGCGGCUCAUUCUGGAAGAAAUCACAAGGUUUUUGAAUAUGGAGAAACUUCUUCCGAGCUAUAGACAUACCAUCACUGUCAGUUGCUUGAGAGCCAUCCGCGUCCUUCAGAAGAACGGGCACGUGCCGAGCGACCCCACUCUUUUCAAGUCUUACGCCGAGUACGGCCACUUCGUGGACAUCCGCGUAGCAGCAUUGGAAGCAGUGGUUGAUUACACCAAAGUGGACAGAAGUUACGAAGAGCUGCAGUGGCUACUGAACAUGAUCCAGACUGAUCCCGUGCCCUAUGUAAGGCACAAGAUCCUCAGCAUGCUGACGAAGAACCCGCCGUUCACAAAGAGCACGGAGUCCCCUCUGUGCAACGAAGCCCUGGUGGAUCAGCUUUGGAAGCUCAUGAACUCUGGCACCUCGCACGACUGGAGGCUGCGCUGUGGCGCCGUGGACCUGUACUUCACGCUCUUCGGCCUCAGCAGACCUUCCUGUCUGCCCCUGCCAGAGCUCGGACUGGUUCUUAACCUGAAGGAGAAAAAAGCUGUCUUGAACCCAACCAUAAUUCCAGAGGUGGUUGCGGGCAGCCAAGAAGCCGCAAGUAACCCGAGCAGUCACGCACCGCUGGCUGGAUUUCAGAACCCCUUCCCUGGCUCUCAGGAUGAGGAGGAGGUGGACAUGGACACCGUCCACGACAGCCAGGCCUUCAUCUCCCACCACCUGAGCAUGCUGGAGAGGCCGUCCACGCCAGGGCUCUCUAAGUGCCGCCCAGCCAGCGCCCGGUCCACCCUGCUGCCCCCGCGCGCGCCAGGCUGUGAGGGCGCCCCCACCCCGAAGCCCCCCUGGGGCCUGGACCUCGCACGCAAGGGAGCAGGGAAGGAGCAGUCUCUGGAGAUGAGCAUGCACCCCGUGGCGGCAGCCCCGCUCUCCGUGUUCGCGAAAGAGGCCGCCGCCUCCAGACACAGCGAGCACCACCACCACCACCACCACGAGCACAAGAAGAAGAAGAAGAAGCACAAGCACAAGCAUAAGCACAAGCACAAGCACGACAGCAGGGACAAGGACAAGGAGCCCUUCGCCUUCUCCAGCCCAGCCAGCGGCAGGUCUGUGCGCUCCCCCUCGCUGUCGGACUGAGCCGGCGCAGCCCUCGGGGCGCGAGUGUGCCGUCAGGCCCUGUGCUCGCGGCGGAACGCGGGCAGGCGAGAUGUGCCGCUGCCGCUGGAGCGGCUCGGAGUCCACUCACGCUCCAGACCUGGGGUUUCUGUUAAACAGUUGGGACCUAAUCACGGAAGUGGGCUUCACGGUUCCAGAUAAACUGCUUACGCACACAGCCCAGACUUCCUCCAGAGCCCUCACCCGCGCCUGCAGCGGGCUGCGUCCCCGGUCUGCGUGUGUUCCGCCAUCGUCAGGUAGGGCCGAAAGCCUGGGACGGGUGUUGGGCAGGGUUAGGUUUCCAGCACAAGCACCUGCCGACUUAGAACUGCUGACCAGACGGAGGCUUUCCGCAGGGCUCCUCCCUCUUGCACUAUUUUCUGUGUUAACCCUAGAAACUGAGCGUCAUAAUUUAUGAGCCAAGACUGUACUUCCUUUCACCGUAAAGUAAGGGAAUUUUAGAAGUGCUUUUUUAAAAUAUGAAUUAUUAUCUUUUGAUAGUACAUUUGGUGAUUAUGAUGUUGGAAUUUAACAGAAUUCCCAAACCCACAGAGUAUCUCAAAUGAAGACAUAUAAAUUACAAGCUUUGUUUUGUCUUCCAUUAAGUAUAAAUGAUGUUCAUAUGUUCAGUGUGUUUUGCUUAAAGUGGACAGUUCACAUGCCAAACACAUACUGUUUCUAAAAUAUUACCCUGUGUAACACAGUAAGAUGCUGUCGUAAGGUGAGUUUACAGUGUUGCUUUUGCCCUCGGGCAUAGCUCAGCCCCCGUAACCAGAGGCGCUCAGAACCACGUAUGGGACAUUUUAGUUCCAUAGUUUAACAGUUUCUCUGGCUGGGUCUUUAUUUCUGCCUUUACCACAUGCUUUGUUACUUGUUUAAGAAUUUUUUGAUAUCAAUUUAAUUUUUAUCCUUUAUCAUUAAAAAGAUUGACAGAAGUUUGUUCCCAAAAUACAUAUUUGAAAAAGAGAUCAAUAAUUUGGACUUUUAUACGUACUUUUAGUUCUAUUCAACUUGUUUAAUAAAUAACUUUUUUAAACUGAC
Molecule: messenger RNA, 4803 nt
Organism: Chinchilla lanigera (long-tailed chinchilla)
Lineage: Eukaryota; Metazoa; Chordata; Mammalia; Rodentia; Chinchillidae
Gene: Taf2
Product: TAF2 RNA polymerase II, TATA box binding protein (TBP)-associated factor, 150kDa
Biological process (GO): transcription initiation at RNA polymerase II promoter
Cellular component (GO): transcription factor TFIID complex
Molecular function (GO): transcription cis-regulatory region binding; chromatin binding; RNA polymerase II general transcription initiation factor activity
Source: RefSeq, a predicted model, not a curated record